AUGACCCAACCAUAUUCCGAGCCUCUCGUCGGUUUCGCAGGGGAGCGAGUUCAUACUCGUGGUUUCAUUGAAUUGCUAACCUCUUUUGGUACAACUCAGAAUUCAAAGAGAGUGCUGGUGAAAUAUUUGUUAGUUGAUGUCGUCACCUCCUACAAUAUUUUCAUUGGGAGACCAACAUUAAAUCAGUUAGGAGCAAUUGUGUCAACACCCCAUUUGACUAUGAAAUUCCCGGGCACAGACGGACGUAUAAUAACUAUCAAAGCUAAUCAGCAAAUAGCAAGGAGAUGUUAUGCCAAGAGCUUAAGGAUUGCCCCUACCAGUCUUCAACCCGAGAAGUCAAAUUCUUCUGUAGUAGCCCAUCUCGGAACAAGGGAAAUGGCUGACCUGGAUCCCCGAGUUGACAUGCAUGACCACCGACCUAGCCCUGUUGACGAACUAAUUGAAUUCCAGAUUGGAAAAAUGCCAGGACAGUGCACCAAAAUCGGAAAACACAUUGAAGUCGAUCUCCGAGGUAGAAUCAUGUCAAUUCUCACUGAAAAUGCUGAUCUCUUUGCAUGGAGUAGUGCAGAUAUGCCAAGGAUAGAUCCCAACUUUAUUUGCCACAAAUUAGCUAUUUACAAGGAAGCAAAGCCAGUGUCCCAAAAGAAGAGAAAGAUUGGCGGUGAAAGAAGAGAAGUUGUUAAAGUUGAGACUCAAAAACUGUUAAGUGCAGGGUUCAUUAGAGAAAUUAAGUAUACCACUUGGUUAGCCAAUGUCGCGAUGGUUAAAAAGUCCAAUGGCAAGUGGCAUUUUAAUGUACCCCCAGAUGAAGAGUACACUGCAUUUAUCACAGAACAAGCCAACUACUGUUAUCAUGUCAUGCCAUUUGGACUCAAAAAUGCGGGAGCAACAUACCAAAGGCUAAUGGACAAAGUCUUCGCGGAACAAAUUGGCCGUAAUCUGGAGGUUUAUGUUGACGACAUGGUCAUCAAAACGAAGUCAGCCAACGAUCACGUCCGAGAUCUAGAAGAAAUCUUCCAGCAAGUCAGAAGGUAUAACAUGAGACUAAAUCCUGAGAAAUGUGUUUUUGGAGUCCAAGGUGGGAAGUUUUUAGGAUUCAUGAUUACUUGUCGGGGGAUAGAGGCAAAUCCAGAUAAGUGUCAGACAUUGAUUAACAUGAGAAGUCCCCAGAACCACAAAGAGGUACAAAGAUUGGCGGGCAGGCUCGCUUCUCUCUCUCGGUUCAUUCCCAAGAUGGCAGAAAAGGCCAAACCCAUUUUUAACCUGUUAAAGAAACCAAAGAAUUUCGUUUGGGAUGACCGAUGUGAGCAAGCAUUUUCAGACUUCAAAAUAUUUUUAUCUGCACCCCCCAUCCUGACUAAACCUCAGAGUCACGCCGACCUCUUGCUAUACCUCGCCAUGGCCGACAAUGCAAUUAGUGCAGCCCUUAUGCAGAAUGACGGUAAAAAGCAAAUUCCUAUUUACUUUAUUAGCCGUGUUUUGAAAGACACCGAGAAGAGGUACCAAACCAUUGAGAAGUUGGUCCUUGCGCUAGUAACUUCAGCUCGGCGACUUCGGCCCUAUUUUCAAAGUCAUCAGAUUGUGGUAAAAACCGACUAUCCCAUCAAGCAGAUACUUCGAAAGCCUGAUCUCGCAGGUCGGAUGACAGCUUGGUCAAUCGAGCUGUCCGAAUAUGGAAUCAAAUAUGAAAGUCGAGGAGCGCUAAAAGCCCAAUGUCUUGCUGAUUUCAUUGUCGAGCUGACACCCAGCAUUCCUACGGAAGAGCAAUCCUGGAUUUUACAUAUUGAUGGAUCAUCCAAUACAAAAGGUAGUGGUGCAGGUAUUAUUCUUGAGGGUCCUAAUGAGAUGAUGCUUGAACUUGCAAUCAAAUUUGAUUUCAAAGCUACUAAUAACCAAGCCGAAUAUGAGGCUUUGCUUGCAGGUUUGAGAUUGGCCAGAGAUAUCGGUGUCAAAAAGCUUCGAUGUUGUAGUGAUUCCAAGUUGAUCACAGAGCAAGUCGGAGGAAGUUAUCAAACGAAGGAACCACAACUCCAAAAGUAUAACCUUCUAGUAUCUCAUUUGAGUUCUUCCUUUGACAACUUCCAGAUGGAACAUAUCCCAAGGGCCCAAAAUGUUAGAGCUAAUCUGCUGUCAAAACUAGCCAGUACUAAACGUCCCGGACAACACAAAACAAUUAUCCAAGAGACAAUUAGUGCACUUAGCUAUAAUUUUGUAGUAGUGUCAACUAACUACCUCGGUCAACCAAGCUGGAUGUCAAACAUUUGGCAAUAUCUUACAAGCGGUACUUUACUGGAAGAUAAAGCUGAAGCCUCAAAAAUCAAACUCAAAUCUUGUCAUUUCACAAUUGAAGCUGGAGAGUUGUUCAAAAGGGGAUUCUCAGUACCCCUUUUAAAAUGCCUUAACUCGGAUCAAGCUGGGUAUGUAAUGGACGAGAUCCAUCGGGGUAUAUGUGGUAUGCACUCGGGAACUCGGUCCAUGGCUGCUAGGGUGAUCCGAGUUGGCUACUACUGGCCAACUAUGAGAUUAGAUUGUAAAACAUAUGUACAAAAAUGCGAAGCUUGUCAAAAAUUUGGCAACCUACACCAGUUACCUGCAACAGCCCUACACUCCAUGCAAUCAACAUGGCCUUUUGCAUGGUAUGGAAUACCUCAAGCAAUCACCACAGAUAAUGGCAAGCAAUUUGUAGACAAAAUUUUUGAGCAAUUCCUGAUGCAACUCGGCAUCAAACACAAAGUCACCUCAGUAGAACACCCACAAACAAAUGGCCAAGCCGAGGCAACAAAUAAAGUGAUUCUCCGUGAACUUAAGAAGAGGCUAGGAUCUUCCAAAGGAGAAUGGGUUGAAGAGUUACCUAGUGUCCUGUGGGCAUACCAUUGCACACCACAGACCACCACUCAAGAGACUCCCAAUAAGUUGACAUAUGGUUCAGAUGCAAUGAUACCCCUUGAAGUUGGUGAGCCAAGUCACAGAAGAUUAACGUUUACUGAGUCCCAGAACGGAGAACAACUGAGCUUGGACAGAGAUUUACUAGACGAAACAAGGGAACACGCCAGGGUGCAAGAAAAAACAUGUAAACUUUGA
Molecule: messenger RNA, 3081 nt
Organism: Cajanus cajan (pigeon pea)
Lineage: Eukaryota; Viridiplantae; Streptophyta; Magnoliopsida; Fabales; Fabaceae
Product: transposon Tf2-1 polyprotein
Biological process (GO): DNA integration
Molecular function (GO): RNA-DNA hybrid ribonuclease activity; nucleic acid binding
Source: RefSeq, a predicted model, not a curated record